AUGGCCUUGAUCGACAACAACAGCAACUUCUGCUCAAUGGAUGAGGAGCUUCAGGCGGAGGCUAAGGUCCUGAAGCAAAUUCAGAUCAAGCUGUCUGAAACGAUGGACGUUGGAAAGAUGGUCCCGCCCACCGAAGAAGAGCAGAAAGCCAUUGACUCUCGGUCAGUCUUUGUUGGCAACGUGGAUUUUGGAGCGACUAUUGAAGAGCUCCAGGAGCACUUCAAGGGAUGCGGAGAGAUCGUCCGCACGACUAUUCCCAAAGAUAAAAUGACGAAUAGGCAGAAGAAUUUCGCGUACGUCGAAUUCGAAUGUGCUGUUAGCGUGGAGAACGCCAUUUUGAUGAACGGCUCAACUUUCCGUGGCCGUCCAAUCGUCGUCACCGCCAAACGCACAAAUAAACCAGGAAUGGGAGCAUCGAGAGGAAGAGGUGGAGGAUUCAGAGGAAGACGUGGGGGUCCACAAACAGUUAUCGUCAAGUACGUGUAUGUCAACGGAGCAGCACCAAGAGGUCGUGGAGGAUUCUGUGGAGGACGAGGACGAUUCAACCCUUAUUGA
Molecule: messenger RNA, 555 nt
Organism: Caenorhabditis remanei
Lineage: Eukaryota; Metazoa; Nematoda; Chromadorea; Rhabditida; Rhabditidae
Exons: 2
Coding region: 1-555 (184 amino acids)
Molecular function (GO): RNA binding
Source: RefSeq, a predicted model, not a curated record